CUUGUGUUGGGUAGAAAGACGAACGUGUCUAAUUACAUCUUGAAGACUGGACCAUAGGAAUGAACAACUGAAGCGACUGGUCUAGUGGUACUACUUGUGAUUUUUAGCAGAACAAUGAUUAUCCUAGUCCGCCGAUGAACGAACCCACGAAGAUCUUCACGAAGCAAGCAACACGAUAAAAAUCAUGCUGCUCGACAACGGGAGCAGUUUUUUAACCGAGUUUUCUUGGGGCGAGGAGCCACAGCUUUGCCUACGACCGACAGCGCGAGGACUGGUAUAUUCGCAGCAUGACAAUGCCCUUGGCAAGAACAUCAAUAAACCUGUAGUUCCACCACCUCGCACCUCUCGGCGGUCCAAGUACCGAGGCGGCGCGCGGAAGAAGGAGAAGAGCAGACAGGAGAUUGUGCUGGAAGAGCUGGAAAAGAGCUACAACACAGACGCGUGGAGGUCUUCCGGGUGUAGGUCAUCUUUCAGCAACAACAUAAAUACGGAAACAUCAUCUACUGCCAUCAGAACCGAUGUUUCUUCUGUCCAAGUCGACCCCUUUGUCGCACGCGAACUCCGCACCGCCGCGCCGAGAACCGCGUGCGACCCGGGAGCUGCGGGCGGCGUGCCGGAGUCGCGGGUCGGACGGAAGAGGCUGCAGAUCGAGAACAUGGUGUCCGUUUGCUACGAGCAGGCUAGGGUGAUGAUGCGAGGGCAGGUGGAGGAGGUGGUGCCGUCUUUUCGAUCUUCUACUUGUUCCCUAGUUGAUGUACCACAAGCGGAUGAACUACGACCACCACGUGCUGCUAGUACAACAAGAACGACGAGAUCCACAUCAUCAUCUUCCAAAACUUUCCACGUCGUGGAAUUCUGUGCGGGGAGUGGACACGUGGCGUUUCCCCUACUGUGGGUGUUGUUACGGGCGAUAGCGGAUGACCAGGAAAUAUCAAAUGGUUCGUCCCCUUUGAAGACGUUCCCAAGCAACACGAUUCUCGAUUUCAGCAUUCUAGAUAUGAGCGGCGACGCGCUGGCGACUGCGGGAAAACGGAUUCGGGCACUGGAAGAACCGAUUUUGCGCGAGUUCGGCUACAAAAUGUUAAUCGCGACUGGAAAUGAUGAUAAAGCAAGAGCUACUUCUUCUUCUCGUAAGGAGAAGGAGAACGACCUCAAGCUAGAAGACCAAGAGGAAAUUAUAAGACUACGACGACGAGGACUUCUACACGGGGGUACUUCUGCACCGGCACACGCAGCAGCGAGAGCGACGAAAGUAAACAACGAGCAGUUGUUCAUCUUUGUAAACCCCAAAACGAACCACACCGCUCUCCGCAUCCGACUGCUGCACUGCAUGGUGGCCCAGUUCCCGGACACCCUCCCUCUCGACCUCGCCAUCGCGCUCCACGCCUGCGGACGGGCCAGCGACGAAGUGAUGGCACUGGCAGCGGCGCGGAGCGCGACCUUUGUCGUCGCGCCCUGCUGCGUGGGGCGGUUGGCGCAGGAUGUGAGGCGGUUUCGAGGGAAUCAUGAUAUUAACGCUGGCCCUCGUGAUGUGCAGCUGGGUGGUCGUGCUGCGCAGGUAGAAGCAGCUGUGCCGGAGUUUUGUCUCGAGGUUGAUAUUAUUGAACCAUCAUCUUCAACACACAAGACUACAGCAGCCGAACAACAAGUUCCUGAUCUACUCCCUCAUGGGUCUCCUGAGAAGGGUAAGCGGAAACACUGGAACCUCUCGUUCACCUACCCGCGUAGCCAGUUUUUGCAGAAAUUCCUCACCUUUCCGGACUUCUGUGUCGUGGCGAAAUAUCGAGAGGAAAAAUCCCCCCUCCCCAUAUCGAAAGUGUAUGUUUCCGAAAAUUUGUCUUGCUGAUUUGAGACCACAAAUCACAUCUGUCUUGCAAGAAGACAACUCCACAGGCUCCGCCGCAUUAUGCAGGCGGUUUGUGAUGCUGUUGGGCCUACAGCAUAGACGUUUCUCAUGCUAAACGCCUAGGCCAAAACCUCUCUACUCAGGCUUGGCAGGAGCCUGCAGUCCUCUACUGCAAGACAAACCUGAUUUGUAUACGCAAAUCCAGCAUCAGAAACUUCCGUUUGAUAUGGGGAGGGGGGAUUUUUCCUUGUGAUACGAAAGCGGCGGACUUUGCGAGCCACUUCGGCGGCGGUGACGAGGAGGUGGAACACGACGGGCAGGAAGGCGAUGAAGACUUCGGAAUAAGUACGCAGGAGGAAGCAGAGCGGGAGCAGCAACAGCAAGAAAGAUCGACAGACCCAGCGAUAAAUGAAAUUCUUGGUCGUGCAGCAGGGGAAAAUUCUCGAGGAGCGGUUUCUGGAAAAAUUGCAACGGUCGCACCUCCACCUCCGACGAGUGCAAGUCGCAUCGCUUUCGCGAAGUUCGUGGUGCACCAGGACCGGCUGAAAUACGUCGCGGAGGCGUACGGCUAUGAAAGGUUGACGAGUCUGAAAAUGUCCCCAAGUUCCUGUACCCCGAAAAACGACAUUCUGGUUGGAUCCCCUUGUUCCGAGGUUGUUGAGGUGAAAGAAAAAAUAGAUCCGUGAUGAACAGAUAUCGAGCGACAAUUUGUGCGACAAAUGAAAAAUGUUUUGACGGCUGCGGCAACUGCAGGGCAGGCUCAGAUGAUGAUGUAAAAGCUUGCUGUCUCGCGUUGGAAUUGAU
Messenger RNA from Amoebophrya sp. A120, 2650 nucleotides. The record is from the annotation of a GenBank genome assembly. NCBI's taxonomy places the organism in Eukaryota, Dinophyceae, Syndiniales, Amoebophryaceae.